GGAGGUCUGGAUGUCCUGCAAAUGAAAGAGGAAGAUGUCCUCAAGUUUCUGGCUGCAGGAACGCACUCGGGUGGCACCAACCUCAACUUUCAAAUGGAGCAGUAUAUCUACAAAAGGAAAACUAAUAGUAUUUACAUUAUAAAUCUAAAACAGACAUGGGAGAAGCUUCUUCUUUCUGCACGUGCCAUCGUAUCCAUUGAAAAUCCAGCUGAUGUUUGUGUGAUUUCCUCCAGAAAUACUGGCCAGAGGGCUGUUCUGAAAUUUGCUUCUGCCUGUGGAGCCACCCCAAUUGCUGGUCGCUGACCUGGUACUUUCACCAAUCAGAUUCAAGCUGCUUUCCGUGAACCACGCCUGUUAGUUGUGACUGGCCCACAUGCUGAUCAUGAACCACUUACUGAGGCAUCAUACGUCAAUAUUCCAGAUUCACCUCUGUGUUAUGUGGAUAUUGCCAUCCCCUGUAAUAACAAUGGUGCCCAUUCUGUUGUGUGGUGGAUAUUAGCUUGCAAAGUUCUGCGCAUAAGGGCAACAAUUUCCUGUUAUGGCUCCUUCCAAAGCGCUGUGGGACUAAUCCUUUAA
Rana temporaria (common frog) is the source of this 576-nucleotide messenger RNA. Its product is annotated as 40S ribosomal protein SA-like. Gene Ontology annotation, molecular function: structural constituent of ribosome. NCBI's taxonomy places the organism in Eukaryota, Metazoa, Chordata, Amphibia, Anura, Ranidae. Gene Ontology annotation, cellular component: cytosolic small ribosomal subunit; 90S preribosome; ribosome. The record is from RefSeq and is a predicted model, not a curated record. Gene Ontology annotation, biological process: ribosomal small subunit assembly; cytoplasmic translation.